Anguilla rostrata (American eel) is the source of this 13077-nucleotide messenger RNA. Its product is annotated as CUB and sushi domain-containing protein 3-like. Bases 104 to 11002 code for a protein of 3632 amino acids. The transcript is spliced from 71 exons. NCBI's taxonomy places the organism in Eukaryota, Metazoa, Chordata, Actinopteri, Anguilliformes, Anguillidae. The record is from RefSeq and is a predicted model, not a curated record.
GCACUGCACACUUCGAGCCGUGACCGCGCAGCCGGCUCGACGGCAACCAUACUGCGCCCGGGCGAGGAAUACCAAGAAAAUAAAUAAAUAGCUAGAUGUGAUUAUGAAAGCCAUCAAUAAAGAGGGAUAUUUCGCCAGGACGGCGGAAUUAAAAGACAUUUUCAAUAAAGGAUGUAUUAAUCGUUCACCUGCGGACUUCUAUCAAGAUAAGAAAAUGAGACUUAAAACAGGAGUUGUAUUUUGGAAUCUCAUCUUUUUCAUGACGUUCUCUUGUGUGCAAGGUUUUAUUACUAACUGUGGUGGAACGUUAAAAGGAAGAAAUGGUACCAUAGAGAGCCCAGGUUUUCCAUAUGGAUAUCCGAAUGGUGCCAACUGUACAUGGGUAAUCAUCGCAGAGGAGAGGAACAGAAUUCAGAUCGUCUUUCAGUCUUUUGCAGUGGAGGAGGAAUACGAUUUUUUGUCUCUGUAUGACGGACAUCCCCAUCCAGCAAAUUUCCGGACUAGAUUGACAGGAUUCCAGAUCCCGCCCCCUGUCACCAGCACAGGGUCAGUUUUUUCUCUACGUCUUACCAGCGACUUUGCUGUAAGCGCUCAUGGAUUUAAAAUUUACUAUGAAGAGUUGCAGAGCAGCUCUUGUGGAAAUCCAGGUGUUCCACCUAAAGGUAUCCUCUAUGGGACGAGUUUCCAGGUGGGAGACAAGAUCCGAUACAGCUGUGUGACGGGUUAUGUCCUGGACGGGCACCCACAGCUGACUUGUGUCACCAACGCAGGCAAUGCUGCUGUGUGGGACUUCCCCAUCCCCAUCUGCAGAGCUGAAGACACUUGUGGUGGGACACUGAGAGGUACAAGCGGAAUCAUUUCCAGCCCAAAUUUCCCGGGUGAAUAUCACAACAGUGCAGACUGCACAUGGACCAUCCUUGCUGACCCAGGUGACACCAUCUCCAUCAUCUUCACCGACUUUCAGACAGAGGACAAGUAUGACUACCUGGAAGUCGAGGGCUCUGAGCCUCCUACAAUAUUGUUGUCUGGGAUGAAUAUACCUCCGCCUGUUGUCAGCAACAAGAACUGGCUAAGGUUACACUUUGUGACUGACAGCAAUCAUCGGUUUAGAGGCUUCAGCGCACAAUAUCAAGUGAAAAAGUCCGUAGAUUUUAAAUCCAGAGGAGUGAAGUUAUUUCCAGGCAAAGACAACAACAACAAAUUCCCCAUCUUGAAUGAUGGAGGCAUAAAACAAGCAUCAAAUUCCUGCCCUGACCCUGGGGAACCAGAGAAUGGAAAGCGCAUAGGGACAAACUUCAGCAUUGGUGCCACGGCUCUGUUCACUUGCGACGAGGACCACGUCCUUCAAGGCUCCAAAACCAUCACCUGUCAGAGGGUGGCUGAAGUGUUUGCGGCCUGGAGCGACCAUCGACCUGCCUGUAAAGUGAAAACAUGUGGAUCAAACCUCCAUGGGCCCUCUGGUACUUUCACCUCUCCAAACUUCCCCAUUCAGUAUGAGAGCAACUCCCAAUGUGUAUGGAUAAUUACCGCAAGCAACCCCAAUAAGGUAAUUCAGAUUAACUUUGAAGAAUUUGACUUGGAGAUUGGAUAUGACACGUUAACCAUUGGAGAUGGAGGAGAGGUCGGAGACCCUAGAGCAGUGCUCCAAGUGUUGACAGGCAGUUUUGUUCCUGACCUCAUUGUCAGCAUGAGUCACCAGAUGUGGCUCCACUUGCAGUCUGAUGAGAGCGUGGGAUCAAUAGGAUUCAAGAUCAACUACAAAGAAAUAGACAAAGAAAGCUGUGGGGAUCCUGGGACACCCCUGUAUGGGAUCCGAGAUGGAGGAGGCUUCUCCAAUGGGGAUGUGCUGCGGUUUGAGUGUCAGUUUGGGUUUGAGCUCAUCGGAGAGAGGACUAUCUCCUGCCAGAACAACAACCAGUGGUCUGCUAAUAUACCUAUUUGCAUAUUCCCCUGCUUGUCAAACUUUACGGCACCUGUGGGAUCUGUCCUGUCACCCGAUUACCCAGAAGGCUAUGGGAACAACCUCAACUGUGUGUGGCUCAUCCUCUCGGAACCUGGCAGCAGGAUACACCUAGCCUUCAACGACUUUGACCUGGAAGCGCCGUACGACUUCCUGGCCGUUAAGGACGGCGAGCUUCCGGAGUCAGCGGUCCUGGGGCGCUUCUCUGGGGCAGAGGUGCCCUCUCACCUCACCAGCAACACCAACGUGCUACGGCUCGAGUUCCAGGCUGACCACUCCAUGUCUGGCCGUGGGUUCAACAUCACCUACAGCACUUUUGGACACAAUGAGUGCCCAGACCCUGGGAUGCCCCUAAAUGCCCGACGCUUCGGGGACAGUUUCCAGCUGGGCAGCUCCAUCUCCGUGGUCUGUGAGGAAGGCUUUAUAAAGACACAGGGAGCAGAGACUAUCACCUGUGAGUUAAGCAAUGGGCAGGUGAUGUGGAGUGGACCCAUUCCAAAAUGUGAAGCACCUUGUGGAGGUCACUUCACCGCCCCCAGGGGGGUGAUCCUGUCUCCCGGGUGGCCAGGGUACUACAAGGACUCUCUCAGCUGCGAGUGGGUGAUCGAGGCCGAGCCAGGGCGCUCCAUUAAAAUCACAUUUGACAGAUUUCAGACAGAACUCAAUUAUGACUUUUUGGAACUUCACGAUGGGCCCAAUUUGCUGUCCCCGGUCAUCGGCUCCUUCAAUGGGACCCAGGUUCCCCAGUUUCUGUUCUCCAGUGGUAAUCAGCUGUACCUGCUCUUCACAACAGACAAUAGCCGCUCCAACAGUGGCUUCAAGAUCUACUAUGAAAGUGUAACUGUUGACAGCUACUCCUGUCUGGACCCGGGGGUCCCAGUCAAUGGGCAGCGUUACGGUCCGGAUCUGUCCAUUGGGUCUUCGGUUUCCUUUGGUUGUGACCCGGGCUACACGCUGAGUCACGAUGACCCGCUUGUCUGUGAGAAGAACCGCUGGUGGAAUCACCCACUGCCUGCUUGUGAAGCUCUCUGUGGCGGUGACAUCAGAGGCCCCAGUGGAACCAUUCUGUCCCCUGGAUACCCCGAGUUGUACCCCAGCUCCCUAAACUGCACCUGGACGGUGGAGGUUAGCCACGGAAAAGGAGUUCAUUUCACCUUUCACAGCUUCCAUUUGGAAGAUCACCAUGACUACUUAUUGAUCACAGAAAAUGGCAGCUUCACUCAUCCACUGGCACGACUCACAGGCUCCGUACGGCCUUCUGCGGUUAACGCCGGGCUCUACGGGAACUUCAAAGCUCAGCUGCGCUUCAUUUCCGAUUUCUCCAUAUCGUUCGAAGGAUUCAACAUCACAUUCUCAGAAUAUGACUUGGAGCCAUGCGAGGACCCUGGAAUGCCUAGGUUUGGCUGGCGCAUGGGCCACAGCUUUGGUGUGGGAGACGCGCUCAGGUUCUCCUGCAACGCAGGCUACCGCCUGGAGGGGGUGCCAGAGGUUGUGUGCCUGGGGGGUGGACGGCGCAUGUGGAGUGCACCUCUGCCAAGGUGUGUGGCGGAAUGCGGCUCCACGGUACAGGACAAUGAUGGAAUACUGUUGUCCCCAAAUUACCCACUGAACUAUGACAACAACCAUGAGUGUAUCUACAGCAUUCAGGUGCAUGCUGGGAAGGGAAUCAACAUUACAGCCAGAGCAUUCCAUCUGGGGCAGGGAGACUACCUCAAGAUCUACGACGGAAAAGACAACACAGCGCAGGUGCUGGGCAUGUUCACAGGGUCCGCCAUGCUGGGCCUGACGCUCAUCAGCACCUCAAACCACCUCUGGCUGGAGUUCUUCUCUGAUGCAGGGGAGUCCACCGGGCAGGGAUUCAGGCUGCUAUACACAAGUUUCGAGCUCUCCCACUGCGAAGAUCCCGGGGUUCCCCAAUUCGGGUUCAAGAUCAGCGACCAGGGCCACUUUUCUGGCAGCAGUGUGGCCUACAAGUGCAACCCGGGCUACACCCUGCAUGGCAGCAGCGUGCUGAGGUGCAUGACAGGAGAGAGACGGGCGUGGGACCACACCCUCCCCUCCUGCAUCGCGGAGUGCGGAGGCAGUUUCAAAGGGGAGUCAUCAGGAAGCAUCCUAUCCCCUGGCUACCCCUUCCCCUAUGACAACAACCUGCGAUGUACCUGGGUCAUCGAGGUGGAGACUGGGAACAUUGUCAGCCUCCAGUUCUUGGCAUUCGAUACAGAGGCAUCCCAUGACAUUCUGCGGAUUUGGGAUGGGCCCGUGGAGAAUGAAAUGCUCCUGCGGGAGGUGAGCGGGUCCCUGCUCCCGGAGAGAGUCCACAGCACCCUCAACCGGGUCACCAUCCACUUUGAGACCGACUUCUAUAUCAGCAAGUCCGGCUUCGCCAUCGAGUUCUCCAGUUCAGUAGCAACAGCCUGCAGAGACCCUGGUGUGCCCAUGAAUGGCAGUCGCUAUGGUGAUGGGAAGGAACCUGGUGACACGGUCACCUUUCUCUGUGACCCGGGUUAUGAGCUUCAAGGAGAAGCGAAGAUUGCAUGCAUUCAAGUGGAGAAUCGAUACUACUGGCAGCCUAGUCCUCCUGUCUGCAUUGCUCCAUGUGGGGGAAAUUUGACAGAUUCUUCCGGGUUCAUCCUAUCCCCAAACUUCCCUCACCCUUACCCUCAUAGCAAGGACUGCGACUGGCUUAUCGCUGUCAAUUCUGACUAUGUCAUAUCCCUGGCAUUCAUCAGCUUCAGUAUCGAGCCUAACUAUGACUUCCUGUACAUCUACGAUGGUCCAGACAGCAGCAGUCAUCUGAUUGGUAGCUUUCAGGACAGCAAGCUGCCCGAAAAGAUCGAGAGCUCCUCCAACACCAUGCACUUAGCCUUCCGCAGCGAUGGCUCCGUGAGCUACACAGGAUUUCACCUGGAGUACAAAGCCAAGCUGCGGGAAUCCUGCUUCGAUCCCGGCGGGGUGAUGAACGGGACCAGACUGGGGACCGACUACAAGCUGGGAUCGUCAGUGACGUUCCGCUGCGCGCCCGGAUACGUGCUGCAGGGCUACUCUACCCUCACCUGCAUGAUGGGGGACGACGGCAGGCCGCAGUGGAACAGGGCCCGGCCGAGUUGCCAUGCUCCUUGUGGAAGUCGGUCCACUGGGACAGAGGGCACAGUCCUGUCACCCAGCUUUCCCCGAAACUACACCGCGGGACACAGCUGCGUCUACGCCAUCUCUGUCCCGAGGGAAUUCGUACUCUUUGGGCAGUUUGUGUUCUUCCAGACCUCUCUGAAUGAUGUGGUUGAGAUCUACGAUGGACCAACACAAGAGACGUCUCUUCUCUCCUCCCUCUCUGGCUCCCAUUCAGGAGAAUCCUUGCCUUUGAGUUCAGGUAAUCAAAUCACGAUCAAGUUCACAGCUGUGGGACCUCAAACUGCGAAAGGCUUCCACUUUGUGUACCAAGCGGUCCCUCGGACCAGCGCGUCCCAGUGCAACUCCGUCCCUGAGCCGCGGUUCGGGAAGCGCAUCGGGAACGAUUUCGGGGUGGGAUCGUCCGUGCUCUUCGAGUGCGCCCCGGGGUACACUCUGCACGGCCCCACGGCCAUCAGGUGCGAGGCCAUCCCUGACGCCCUGGCCCAGUGGAACGACUCCCUGCCCACCUGUGUCGGCAAAGUGGGCGAUGUCGCCGUGGGAGACUGGAGCCCGUUUGAUCCACAGUUAGUGCUUUCCUCCUCUCAGGUGCCCUGCGGUGGCGUCCUGACUGCCCGCAGAGGGACCAUCCUGUCUCCGGGAUACCCCGAGCCGUACGACAACAACCUCAACUGCGUCUGGAGGGUCUCGGUGCCAGAAGGAGCUGGGAUCCAAAUCCAGGUCGUAAGUUUUGGCACGGAGCACAACUGGGACUCCCUGGAUUUCUAUGACGGGGCAGAUCAUAAUGCCCCGAGGCUCGGAAGCUAUUCAGGGACAACAAUCCCUCAGCUUCUGAACAGCACUUCAAACAACUUGUACCUGACCUUCCAAUCGGACAUCAGUGUAUCAGCAGCGGGAUUCCACCUGGAGUACACAGCAAUAGGUUUGGAUUCCUGCCCAGAACCCCAGAGUCCCAACAAUGGAGUAAGAGUGGGCGAGCGCUUUCUGGUAGGCGACGUGGUCUCCUUUCUGUGUGACCCAGGUUACUCUCUGCAGGGUAACACAUAUAUAACAUGUAUGCCUGGACCUGUCAGAAGAUGGAAUUUUCCGGUACCAUUGUGUCUUGCUCAGUGCGGUGGAUCGAGGACUGAUUUCGCUGGCGUGAUCCUGAGUCCAGGUUUUCCCGGGAAUUACCCCAGUGGCCUGGACUGCAGCUGGACCGUUGAACUUCCCGUUGGCUUUGGAAUCCACAUUCAGUUCCUGAACUUCUCCACCGAGGCCAUCCAUGACUACCUGGAGAUCCGCAGCGGUUCACAGGAGAUGGGUUCUGUGAUUGACAGGUUCAGUGGCCCUGUGGUUCCAGAGCCGCUCUUCAGCACCACCCAUGAGACCAGCUUUUUCUUUCACAGUGACUACUCACAGAACAAGCCUGGCUUCCACAUAAUUUACCAGGCAUAUGAGCUGCAGAGUUGUCCUGACCCCCGGCCAUUUCGCAAUGGCAUAGUGAUUGGGGAUGAUUUUGGUGUUGGCCUGACUGUAUCUUUUGAGUGCCUGCCUGGGUACUCCCUGAUUGGAGAGGCCUCGCUCACCUGUCUCCAUGGAGUCAGCCGGACCUGGAACCACCCUGUGCCGCGCUGCGAAGCUCUCUGCGGGGGUAACAUCACUUUGGUGAAUGGGACCAUCUACUCCCCUGGGCAUCCUGCAGAGUACCCCAACUUUCAGGACUGUUUUUGGAACAUCAGGGUACCACCUGGAAAUGGAAUUUACAUCAACUUCACUCUCCUGAGCACUGAACCUAUCUAUGACUAUAUCACUGUGUGGGAUGGACCCGAUCAGAACUCACCACAGGUUGGACAGUUCAGCGGAACCACUGCGCUGGAAGCCGUACAAAGCACCUCCAACCAGGUGCUCAUCAAGUUCCACAGCGACUUCAGUGGCAGCGGCUUCUUUGUCCUCCGUUACCAUGCUUACCAGCUUAGAGUCUGCCAGCCUCCCUCAGCUGUCGCUAAUGCAGAUAUCCUGACAGACGAUGAUGAAUUUGAAAUCGGUGACAUCAUCAGGUACCAGUGCCAUCCUGGGUUCACGCUGGUGGGAAAUGAGAUCUUGACCUGCAGGCUGGGGGAGAGGCUACAGAUGGACGGGUCUCCACCCACAUGCCAAGCUCAGUGCCCAGCCAGUGAGGUGCGCUUCGACUCGACGGGGGUGAUCCUCAGCCCCGGCUACCCAGACAGCUACCCCAACCUGCAGACCUGCUCCUGGACCAUCAGUGUGGAGAAGGGCUACAACAUCACCCUGUACUUUGAGCUGUUCCAGACUGAGAAGGAAUUUGAUAUCUUGGAAAUCUUUGAUGGUCCUACCAUUCACAGUCAGAGUCUGGCUGCCCUAAGCGGUGACCACCCUACACCCUUCAACAUCUCCACCACUGGCCACCAGCUUUUCCUGCGCUGGUCCUCUGACCAUGGCACCAACAAGAAGGGCUUCAACCUCAGAUAUGUCGGUGAGUAUCAAACUCUGUACUGCAGCACCCCUGACUCACCGCCCCAUGGGUCGGUCCUCAGCCAGACGGGAGGCUAUCUGAACAGCGUGGUGCGCUGGGCCUGCGACCGCGGCUACCGGCUCAUCGGCAAGAGCUCGGCCGUCUGCAGGAAGACGCCGUACGGCUACUACACCUGGGACUCGCCUGUCCCGGCCUGCCAAGCUGUGUCCUGUGGAAUACCCAAAGCCCCUGCGAGCGGGGGUGUGCUGAGUGCAGAUUACUCCGUGGGCACGCACGUCACAUACUUUUGCCACGACGGCUACAGGCUCUCCUCCAAGGAGCUAACGACCGCCGUGUGCCAGCCCGACGGCACCUGGAGCAACCACAAUAAAACCCCCCGCUGCUCAGUGGUGACCUGUCCCAGCAUCGGCUCUUUCACGCUGGACCACGGGAGGUGGAGAAUCGUCAACGGAUCAAAUUACGAGUACAGGACCAAGGUCAUCUUCACCUGUGACCCGGGGUACUUCCGCCAGGGCCCCGCCCACGUACAGUGUUUGGCCAAUGGAGUGUGGAGCUGGCGUAACGAGAGGCCGCACUGCCAGAUUGUUUCCUGCGGCGAGCUCCGCACACCCCCACACGGGAGGAAGAUUGGGACGCAGAAUACCUUUGGAGCCACGGCUAUAUUCACAUGCGAGCAGGGAUAUGUGCUGCUGGGCUCUACCGUGCGGGAGUGCCUGUCCUCUGGACUUUGGAGUGGGACAGAGACCCAGUGCCUCGCGGGUCACUGUGGUAUCCCGGAGCAAAUUGUGAACGGUCAGGUGAUAGGGGAGAAUUUCGGCUACCGGGACACAGUGGUGUACCAGUGCAUCCCCGGCUUCCGCCUCAUUGGCUCCUCGGUCCGUAUCUGCCAGCAGGACCACAGCUGGUCCGGGCAGCUCCCAGCGUGUGUGCCCAUCAGCUGUGGCCACCCGGGUAGCCCCAUCUAUGGGCGCACCAUCGGCAAUGACUUCAACCUCAACGACGUGGUGACCUUCUCCUGCAACACGGGCUACACCCUGGAGGGGCCGUCGCGAACUCAGUGCCAAGCCAACCGGCAGUGGAGCCAGCCCCCGCCAGUCUGCCGAGUGGUGAAUUGCUCAGAUCCUGGUGUCCCAGCCAAUGCUGUCAGGGAGAGUAAGAUCGGACAAGGGAACUUCACCUACGGGACGGUGGUGUUCUAUGUCUGCAGUCCGGGUCAUUUCCUGUUUGGCUCAUCCGUGCUUACCUGCCAGCCGACUGGACAGUGGGACAGGCCCUUACCUGAAUGCAUAGUCAUCAACUGUGGUCAUCCGGGCUCCCCACCCAGUGGAGUUCUGACGGGGGAUAAGUUCACGGUCGGAUCGACUGUGUAUUACUCGUGCUCAGACGGUCGGGAGCUGAAGGGUCCUGCGUCCCGCACCUGCCAGCCCAAUGGCCACUGGAACGCCUCCAUGCCGCACUGUUCAGGUGACACUGCUGGUUCUUGUGGAGACCCAGGCACUCCUGCUCAUGGAAGCAGAGAGGAGAGCAGUUUUAGGGUUGGUGGUAAAGUGCGCUUCACUUGCUCCACGGGCUCCACACUGUACGGUUCAGCUGAGCGGAUGUGCUUCCCUAAUGGCACCUGGUCCGGGAAGCAGCCCACCUGUAAACCGGUGCACUGUGGGAAUCCUGGCACCCCCGCUAACAGCCGUGUGUUCCACAUGGAGGGAACUAGCUACUCCCACUCCAUUGUUUACACUUGCAUGGACCAGUACCUGCUUUCAGGGUCACCUGUGCGGCAGUGCCUGGCCAAUGGCACAUGGUCUGGCAACCCACCAAACUGCACCAUGAUAACCUGUGGUGACCCAGGGACACCAGCCAAGGGUCUGAGGUAUGGAGACGACUUUUCAGUCGGGCAGAAUGUCACAUUCCUGUGCCACCCUGGGUUCAUCAUGGAUCCUGCCGAUUCUGCUACCCGCUCCUGCACUCUCAAUGGCACCUGGAGUGGAGUCACGCCCACCUGUACAGCUGUGACCUGUGACUCACCCCCUACAAUCUCUAAUGGGUUAGUGGAGGGUGCAGAUUUUCAGUGGGGUUCCAGUGUGAGUUACAGCUGCUCAGCAGGGUAUGAGCUGUCCUUUCCUGCAGUCCUCACCUGCGUGGGUAGUGGUUCCUGGAGUGGUGAUCUGCCUCAGUGCCUGCCCAGAUUCUGUGGGGACCCCGGCAUUCCGGUGCAGGGUACGAGGGAAGGACGCAGUUUCAUCUACCAGUCGGAGGUGUCCUUCAGCUGCAGCGCCCCCUACAUCCCCGUGGGCUCCACAACGCGCAUCUGCCAAGCCGACGGCACCUGGAGCGGGACCCAGCCGCGAUGCAUAGAACCAACCCGCACUACAUGUGAGAACCCUGGAACACCUCGGCAUGGCUCUCUGAACAGAACCUCGGGCUUCAAGGUGGGCAGUGUGAUACAUUUCCAGUGCCAGCCCUCUUACCUUCUACAGGGCUCAACCACCCGACUGUGUCAGCCCGACUUCACCUGGAGCGGUUCCCAGCCUGAAUGCAUCCCCCAUUCCUGCAAGCAGCCAGACAGCCCCUCUCAUGUGAACGUAGUGGGAAUGGACCUGCCUGGCUUUGGGUACACCCUUGUCUACAGCUGCCAGAAUGGCUUCUUCCUUUCUGGGGGAUCUGAGCAUCGGGUGUGCAGGUCCGACGGGAUGUGGACGGGGAAAAUGCCAGUGUGCCGAGCUGGCUCAAAAUUGUCUGAGAAAACAAUUAAACCUGUACCAGGAACACCAAGUCCCAAAAUAACUGUGCCUGAUGAUGUCUUCACUCCUGACUACAUCUGGAAAGGCUCAUAUGAAUACAGAGGCCGGAAGCACCCAAUGACAUUGACUGUCACAAGCUUUAAUAUGACCACGGGGAGGGUCAACGUUACACUGACGAACAGUCAUAUGGAGCUGCUGCUGUCAGGAGUUUAUAAAAGCCAGGAGGCGAGGCUAAUGCUCUUUGUGUACCACGCGACAGCAGCAUCUCACGUGGUGCUGAGCAGGAUUAAAGACCAGACCUGGUCCAUGGACGGUUUUGUUUCAGCAGAACCCGAUGGUGCCACCUAUGUGUUCCAAGGCUUCAUACAGGGUAAAGACUACGGCCAGUUCGGACUGCAGAGAAUAGGUCUGAACGUGUCACAGAGCGAUAACUCCUCCAGUACUCCCUCUGGUACCAGCAGUGCCUCUGUUGCCAUAGCAAUCCUCGUGCCUUUUCUCGCCCUGAUAUCUGCAGGCUUUGGGUUUUACCUCUAUAAACAGCGGACCACACCUAAGAUGCAGUAUUCAGGCUGUUCACCGCAUGAGAACAACAACGGCCAGGCAGCCUUUGAAAACCCCAUGUACAACACCAACGCAAAAUCCAUAGAAGGAAAAGCUGUUCGAUUUGACCCCAACCUCAACACUGUCUGCACAAUGGUUUAACAAAGUUGGCAAAGUGGACGUCUUUUUUGUUCUAAUGCUUUGCCAAGAUAAAUGUCGUCACGCUUCUGAGUCCAGAAGAUGCACGUCCACGUAUAUUUUAAAGCACACUUUUCAGGAACCAAUGAACGAUGUGCAUCGGAAAGACAUCGGAGUCCUAUAUCAACUGAUAUUGAUAUCGACUGAUGAAAACCCAUCUUCACAACUACGAGUGGAGUUAUCUUUCCUUACCUUAUAUGCACUCUGAGAGUGCUUUUUUAAAUUUAACCUAUCUGUAAAUCUACUUGCAUAUAUAUGAGGAGCAUUCACCACCUAUAUUUUUGUGCUAUAUAUAAAACAUAAAUAUAUAUAUAUAUAUAAAUAUAAAGCAUUGGGGUGGACGUGAGUUGAUAACGCCGAUUCAGAUAUGCCUUUCACUUCACAGAAAUGGCAGAAUCCUGUUUCAGUGAGUCUCUUCACAAGCCUCUUAGUUUCAUACACUUCCUUGCUUCAGUUUUCUUAAAAAGAGAUGAGACAGUGGUGAUAGACUGUGGUACCCCUUAUGAAUGCCUGAAUAUGGAACAGAUAGAAUAAAGAAAUAUGGUCGCACCCUAAAUUCCCAUUGCUGCAUAUAUGCUGUCCAUAGUUUUCUUUGUUAGUUGCUAUUUUUGUCUCAUGCCUUUGAGUAAAUUAUCCCAUCAGCUCUAAUGGACUGACUCAGUAUUUUACCCUGCAUUUUUCAUGUCUAAAAUUAUUAUAUUAUGCUGUACAUGAGUCGCAAAGCAGUGUUUUGUAGGGCUGUUUUUUUCAGAUAUUAGUACAUCUUAUCAUGGACUACAGAGAUGUCUCUAUUUAUGCCAUAUGCUAACAUAAUCAUUGUUUUGUCAUGACAGCUUGACAUUUACUCAACCAGAAAUACACUGAAUGUGUUUGUGACCUGUGACUGAUUCAGUCCAUACUGCUCAUUUCAUUAUUUAUAAUUUAUUUAUUCAGCUUACAGGGAAACUAUACCAGGCACCUAUUACAGCUGAGCAUUGUCUGUUGGGUCUAAAGACAGAGAUGCUUUGAUUUAGUUUGUCCUUUAAAAUCACUGCACUAGACUAAUUGUUCACAUUUGUUUGUAAGUCGAUGUAUUUGUUCAUUCAUUAUUCACAUAUAGCCUAAGUUGUACCUAUUUACCAUUCUUCUGUACUUGUGGAAGUGGUAUUUAUUAUUAUUAUUAUUAUUAUUAUUAUUAUUAUUAUAUAUAUAUAUAUUAUACAUGAUUCAGUCACUAUAUAGUCGUACUUAGUUUAGUAAAUUCCAUCUCUCAUUUUUUUCAAUGAAUCAAAGAUGAGGUUUGCACCAACAUUCAUAGGUGAAGUAGGAAAGGGUUUAGUAGAAGAUUCAAAAACAUAUAAUUCAUUACAGUGCCUUGUACAUUAACCCUUAGCAGAUGCAUCUCAUUCAGUAAGAGACAACAGAACUGGGAUAUGUAUUUAAAUUAUUUCAGACUGAUGGUUGUGGACUUUAAAUUUGGUUAUGCAUCGAAAUGGUGUGAUCAGUGAAUCAUUGUUUAUUUAUCUGAAUCAAUGAACUUUUUAUACAAGUGGAAAACCCUUCAUAUUGGGCCUAUAUGAUCACAUGCAAAUUUAUAAUUAUUAUCCAAUUUCUCAGUGUUUAAGUAGUCUAAAUUCUUUAACAUCUACCAAAAAAUUCCCAAACCCAAUGCUGCUACUUCCUCCAUUUCCGUGUAUUUAUUUAUUUCUGUUUCUGAAUUAAAGGUUUGAAUAUAUAGUUGUGUUAUGCAAUUUCUUUGAGUUCACCCUGAAAGCUGUUUUUCCAUUGUUUUUUUGUUGCAUUGCUUUCCUGUUAAUGACUGCAAUAAAUGCAAACACCCAUGGACACUUUCACUCACAAUUAGAAUUGUCUGCCGUACAGCUGGGUACUCCUCGUAUGUGAAUGCAUUUGAAAGAAAAUAAACGAAACAAAAGAUAUUUAAACAAGCUCUUUUUUGUAAAAAAAAAAAUAUAUUUUUACUACAAAAUCAUUUGUAAAAUUAUGAAUCUGUUGUGUAAAUUUAAAAAAAAUAUUAAAAGAAAUAACUAUUGCUUUUGUAA